This is a messenger RNA of Pygocentrus nattereri (red-bellied piranha), 3855 nucleotides long. RefSeq names its product ankyrin repeat domain 24 (gene ankrd24). Bases 160 to 3531 code for a protein of 1123 amino acids. NCBI's taxonomy places the organism in Eukaryota, Metazoa, Chordata, Actinopteri, Characiformes, Serrasalmidae. The transcript has 23 exons. Gene Ontology annotation, molecular function: actin binding. The record is from RefSeq and is a predicted model, not a curated record.
CGGGAUACGGACAGUUAUACUUGAACAAGCUGCGUACAGGAAGUAAAUAGCAUUUGGCUUAGACAGUAGUUUGACCACUCUCAGAGGUGACGAAGGCUUCAGGUGCCUUGCUAGCACUAAUGUGUGGAGGAACGAGCUGACGCCUGUGCUCUGAGCUCUAUGGAUCCUGAUUUGGUGUGGAGCCUGAUGAAGUGCUGCUGUCCUUGUGUCGGAGCACUGGCGAGUCAGGACUGGAGUAAGGGUGAUGAAAGGCUGCUGCAGGCCGUGGAGCAGGACGAGCCUGAGAAGGUGGCUGCUCUGCUGUUGAAGAAAGGACUCUGUCCAUCCAAACUGGACACAGAGGGCAAGUCUGCCUUCCAUCUGUGUGCAUCACGAGGCCGCGUGGACUGUCUGGAGGUCAUCAUUUCUCAUGGUGUGGACAUUAACAUCAUGGAUGGUACAGGUUUCAAUGCCCUUCACCUUUCUGCCAAGAAUGGACACCCAGAAUGUCUGAAGAGACUUUUACAAGAGAGGAUGCUUGUGGACUCAACAGAUAGUUAUGGGCGGACCUCCUUACACCAUGCUGCUGUGAGUGGAUGCUUAUCCUGCACUGAGAUCUUAUGGGACUUUAAAGCCAACCUUGAUGUUCAAGAUGGAGAUGGGGUGACUCCACUGAUCCUCGGGGCCCAGAUGAGCAGGGUUGAGUUGUGUUCCUUCUUACUGGACAGAGGUGCCAAUCCUAACAAACAGGACAACCAGGGCAGAUCAGCUCUGAUGCUGGCCUGCGAGAGUGACAGCCUGGAGACGGUAGAAGUGUUGCUGAAGGGCGGAGCCAACCCGCAACUCACAGACGCCCUGGGCCACAAUGCCAUGCACUAUAGCGUCACUGCCGGCAACCGACGCAUUUCCCAGCUGUUACAGCCUGGAGGAGGGGAUGCAGCCGCUGAGGGAGCAAGUGAUGAGCAACCCCCCGCUCCCCCACCCCUGCCAGGCGGGAGCACGCCCCGCAAGAGGAAAGCCCCCCCUCCUCCAAAGUCCCCCAGACAGGGCGCACCCCCUUCUCCAGGCCCACCUCCUCCCGAACCCACCCAGUCUCCAGCUGCAGAGACCUCUGCCCCUCCAUCCCCAGCCCCCAGGACUCAGCAUUCAUCUGCAGACAACCUUGUGGAGGAUGAGGAGGUGUUUGAGGAGAUUCGAAGGCUUCGGUUGGAGAGAGGGCGUUUACUGCAGAAGAUCAAGGCUCUGGAGCAGCAACAGAACAGCGCUGCCGCUGCACUGGAGGAGCUGAGCUCACUGAGGGAACGUUUGAGAGACGCAGAGGCAGAGCGUGAUCACCUGCAGAUGGCGCUGGAGGAGUUGAGGGGAGCUCAGCUGAGUGGAGGCUGUGACUCAGAGGACACUGACGAUCCAGAUGAAAUGCUGGACUUCCCAGGAGCUGAGAGGUUGUUGUCCAAACGGUCUCGAUGCACGGAGGCCGAGGCAUCGUCUGCUCAGGCAGAACCGGGCUGUCCUGCCCCCUCAGACAGCCUGGAGCAGCUAUGUGCGCAGGUGGAAGAGCUGACUGCACAGAACGCUGACCUGCUUCUCAAAGUGCAGAUGUUGGAGAUGUUCGAGAAGGACGACACGGAUAUACAGAGUUCCGGCCCAGACUUUGUGCCGGUGGCUCAGUAUGACUCCCUGAGGAGGGAGUUUGAGGAGCUGCAGGAGAAAUACUCCAGAGCACAGGCUGCUGCCGAGGGCUCCAGCAUUGCAGAGGAGGAAACUGGGUCUGAAGAGAAGCCUGAAGAAGAGGCUCCAGGCACAGAAGGACAGGAUAAAGAGGAGAAAGUCAAAAGCCUAGAGGAGCAGCUGGCCCAUGCCCAGGCUGAGCUGGAGGAGUUGAGGGAACAGGUGCGGCUGGGGGUUUACUCAGUGGAGGCAGCAGAGUUAACAACAGGCAUCCAUUCUGAGGCUCAGAAGGGCAGGGCAGACUCGGAUACCCUGCAGCUGACAAAGAGGGUGCAGGAGCUGGAGGCGGAGCUGGCCAGCAGAAAGGCAGAGCCCAACAAGGGCGACGCUGACACGAUCCAGCAGCUGAAGCAGAGGGUGGAGGAGCUGGAGGCGUCUCUGCAGGAGAAGGAGAAAGAGCGAGAGAACAGUGAGAUAGUACAGAGGCUGAAAAAACGAGUAAGUGAGCUGGAGGCAGCUCUGGAGCAGAGCACGGGGGCGGGGUCAGAGGAGGCCGAAAGACUGCUAGUGAACUCUUUGCGGACGCGGGUGGCCGAGCUGGAGGCUGAGCUGAGGGAGAGUGUUCCCCAGGAGCAGCUGGACGAGGUGCGGGUCACCCUGGGCCUCCAGCUAGAGCAGCUGGCCCACGAGAGGGCAGAGGCAGCCUCACGACUCAACCAGGCCCUGCUGGAGCUGGAGAGAGUCCGUCCUCCACCACACAAUGAUGAAGAUGAGGAGGAUGAAGAAGAUGAUGAAGAGGACCGGUCUGAGGGUUCUGAGCAAUCCAUUGUGUCGGACCGCUCACUAAGGCUGUUGCCGGCCAGCCGGAGUUUGGCGGCAGUGCAGGAAGAGCUGGAGGUGGCGAGGCAGGAGGCAGCACAGGCUCUGGACUGUCUGGUUGCUGAGAGGGAGGGCCGUGUUCAGGACGCUCUGCAGCUGAGGGACGCCGUACCACUGGCCAAGCACCAGGAGGUCCUGUCCGCUGUAGCCCAGCAGCUGGGGCAGACAGAAAAGGAGCUGCAGACUGAGAGGGCACUUCGUGAGCAUGCCCAAGCUGAAGUGACCAGGCUGGAGAAUAAGCUGCAGGCUGCACAGCAGGGCAUGGUCAGCAAAGAGGAACAUGAAAAAAUCAAGGAGGAGCUGCAGCAGCGUCUAGAAGAAAGCCGAAGUGCUGCAGAGGCAGCACAGGAUGCUCUGAGUGAAAAAGAGACGGAGCUGAAGGAGCUGCGCUCACAGAAAGCUUUAGAGCAGGGCCUGGUGUCUAAAGAGGACCACGAGGCCCAGCGUCUCUCUCUACAGGCCGAGAUCAACACCUUGACUGCCCACCUGGCUGACCUCACCCGCAAGCAUGAGAAGACCUGCACUGAGGUGUUCCAGGUGCAGAGGGAGGCUCUGUUCAAUAAGAGCGAGCGCCAGGUGGCUGAGGCACAGCUGCAGACAGUCCAGCAGCAGUUGGCUGACCUGCAAGCCCAGUCCACCCAUAUCCAGCAGCUGCACCAGGACAUCCAGCACUCACAGGGUUUAAUCAAGGAGAAGGACCGCAAGAUCACAGAGCUGUCGAAAGAGGUGUUCCGUCUGAAAGAGGCUCUGGGCGCUCUGACUCCUCCUCUUGGUUUGACAACACCUUCCACACCUUCUUCUGGGAUACCAGGACAGCAGCUGGCACUCCAGAACCGAGUAUCUGCACUGACACAGCAACUCCAGGACUGGGAGCGCAAGCACAAAGCAGUGGUUGCCAUAUAUCGCUCUCACCUCCUCGCUGCAGUACAGGGUCGAAUGGAUGAGGAGGUGCAGGCUCUUUUACUCCAGAUCCUCCGAAUGUCCCAAAAGGACACAAGCCAUUAAAACACACCUCACUGUUCUUAAACUAACAGCAAUAUACAGCUCAUGCAGGAUCGAAUGAAUGCUGUGCUUGAGUUUAGGCAGAUGUACCCCUGAACCGGCUGGACUGACACUAUGCAAAGCCUUGCAGGGCAGAUGACUGUUAGCGCUAUGUCUGGGAGUAAAUUGUGAAUUGCUAAGCUGGAUGUGAGCAGAUAUCGUUUUGGAAUAUGACAGAGAUGAAUAUGUUUGACAUUAUCUGUGAUGCUUUAUUAGCUAAUUCCUAUCCUACUAGAGGGUGAUGACCAAUAAUUUUAUACAACAUUUCAAUAAACACUAAGAAAUACA